AUGUCAGAUUUUGAAUUUCCAGGUACUUUAGGAGAUUAUAAAGGAGAAGAUCAAACAAAGAAUAAGACUACUGCAUAAAUAUAUAAGUAUUUGACAACUGUGAGUACAAAUUUAAUAGAUGAACCAGAAAAAUUGAAUGAGUGUACAACAUGGUUAGAUUUUGUGUACUUUUCAAUAAAAAAUGGAAAUACUACUUAAUAAAUAAAUAAUGUUCUUUCAGAUAUAUUGAAGAAUCAAUUAGAUAAAGCAUAUUUAGGAACAUUGAAAUUAGGAUCAGAAAGAAUAACAGUUUUUUUGGCUUGUUGUUAUUUAUGUUGGCAUAAUUAGAUUGAAUAAUAGGAACAUAUAAAAGUAUUAAAAAGUUUUGUAAAAUAUAUAAAAACAAGCAAAUUAAUAUAGGAAUGUUUUUCUAUGGUAAUGUCAGUAGCAACAUCAAAUUGUUAGAGUGUAAUAGCACAUUAAAUAGUAGCAUUUUUAUUAAGUUAAAACAAUGAACAUUAUUUUAAUAAUUUAGUAGUUGCUUUUUCUGCAUAGAAUAUAAAUUGUGUUCCAUUAUUGAGAAGAUUAAAUAGAUAGAAAUUAGAGAAUGAAGAUGAAGAUACUUAAAUGAGAUUUUAAGAAUUAUUACCAACAUCAAAUUCAACAUUUAUUGAAUGUGUAAUAUUGGAAUAUUUAACUACAAUUAAACCAUUAUAUGCAAAAACAAGUAGAGAAGUAUUACUUUAGAUGGUGAAAUAUUUACCAGACUUUUUUACUUAGAAUAAUAUUCUACAUACAUUAUUAAAAUUAUAUGAUAAAGAAUAAUGGAUGAUUAGAAAUACAGUAACAAUGACUUUAGGAGAAUUAUUACGUUAAUCAGUAUUUAUGGAAGAUGUAGAAGAGAAAUUAUUAUAAUUAUUAUUAUUGAGAACACAUGAUUCACAUGUUCAUGGAAGAUCAUGUGUAUUAUAUGCAUUAAAAGAAUUAAUAAGUUCAAGAUCAGUUAAAUUGAAUGCUGAGAUAUUAUAUAAAGCAGUUGAAAGAUUGAAAGAUAAAAGUAGUUCAGCAAGAAGAGCAGCCAUAUCAUUAUUAGAUUCAAUUAUAAAAGCUUAUUCUAAAUAAUAUGGAAUAAUGACUUUUAAAUCAUCAUAAUUAGAAAAAAAUAGGAAAUUAUUGGAAUUAGAAAAAUAGAAACUUAUAGAAGAUUGUUAAAAUUUAUAAGAAUAAUUAAAUAGAAAUCAAAUUGAUAUUAAAUAUUAUUUGGAUAAUUUAGAAUCAUAAUUAAAUUCUUGUAGAGAUAAAGAAUAAAAAUUAAAGGCAUAAUAAGUAUUUUAGAAUUAGAUAUCUAUAGCUAUGCCUGAUCUUAUUAAAAUUGCACUAAGUAAUAUUCAUACAGAAAGUAAAUGUGUUUUGUAAGUAUUUACUACAUUAAUGAUCAAUCAUCAAGAAGGUAUGAUUGAAUAUGUUAAAUAAAUUUUAGUAUUAGUUUAUUAAACAGAAUUAUAAGAAGAUUUGAACAAACUUAUUUUUAAUUCUUUUGUUAGAAAUUAUUCCAAAUUAAUUAAAUUGAUAGAAAUUUGUGAUAUGUUAGAGAUAACUUGUUUAGAAUAAUUAUUUAAAUCAUUUAAAUAGAAGAAUCUAUAACUUAAAACAGCAGAUGUUUGGGAUAAAGCAUGGGAUUAUUUAAAAUAAUCAAAAUAUAUAUUACCUAAUCUUAGAUUAAUUAGAUUUAUUGGAAUUAUGGAUGAUGCUUUAUUAUAUGAUAAAUUAUGUUAUUUAUUAAGACAUUUAAAAGAUACAAAAUAAUUUAGUGAAAUUACUGAAAUUAUAUUAAUUAUAUAAGAAAUACCUGUUGAGGAUGUUCAUCAAAUAUAUAUUAAGGAAAUUAUUAAAUCAUUAUAAAAUUAUGAUGGAAGUGAUUUAGAAUGGUUUAGAGCAUGUGACACUUUCAUAAGAUUCACAGUUGAAAAAAUAUAGAAACCAGAAAUUACAUUAUUAGAAUUCUUGAAUUCUAUUCCAAUUACAAAUAUACCUUAAUUGAUGUUUGCAAGUAGUACUAUAGGAUUAAAAUUAUAUGUAUAUAGUGAAAAGAUGAUUAAAUAAUAUAGAAAGGAGAAGACUCAACCUUUAGAUGAAAUGGAUUAAAUGGAUAAUAGUAUAUAAGAACAUAUGGAUGGUAAAAUUAAAGAAUUAUAAGAUUUAUUUGAAAAAAUGGGAGAUCUUAGUGAAUAUAGUUCUAGUGCUGAAGCUAUAUGUAAAAAUAUGAUUACAGAUUCAUAUAAAGAAAGAAAUUUAAUGAUAGAUUAAAUUAGUGUCAUGUCUUUAUUAUAAUUCAUGAUCAUAUCUAAAUCAUGUACAGUCAGAAAUAUCAAAACUAUUAUGGAAAUCUUAGAUUGUCAAUAAGUCUAAUCUAUUAUUAAAUGUAAUAUAAUUACUAUGUUAAGUGAUAUCUAUUAUAGAUACUCAGAUCUAAUUGAUAUUAAUAAAGUCUUAUAGAAGAUGGAUGAUAAAGUACUCAAAGUAAGAAGAACUGCAAUUAUUAUAGUAUCUCAUUUGAUGUUAAUGGAAUUAUUAAGAAUUGAUGCUUCUUAAAUUGCUAAACACAUUAAUGAUUAAGAUUAAACCAUUAAAAAACAUUCCAAAAUCUUUUUUGUUGAAUUAUACAAAAAGGAUAGUUAAAAGUUUUAUUAGGUUUUACCUGAUCUAAUUACUUCAAUGGCUCAUAAUUAUUAAGUUUCAGAAGAAGAUUUUAAAAUAUUUGCUAAAGAAAUUAUUCCAUUAGUUUAAAAAGAUAAACUUUAAGAAUAAAUACUUGAGAAAUUCUUAAAUAGAUUUGAUAUCUUUGAUAGAGAAGCAUCAUUAAAAAAUAGAAGCAUUUUGUAAAGAGUUCAAGAAGCCAAAGAAGAUAUUAUUCCUUAUAAUCCUGUAUAGUUAACAGCUGAAAGAGAAUGUGUUUAUCUAUCUUAUUGUUUACUUUAUCUUAAAUUUCAUCUUGAAAAUCUCAGAUUAUUAGUAACCAAUUUUCCAUAAUAUAAAAAAGUACUUAAAAAUCCAAUCAUCUUAGAAUAAUUUAAAUAGAUUUAUUAAAAAUGUAGAAAAGCAGCAUCAUCUUGUAAAAUGAAUGCAAGAAAAACAGAGGCCAUAUAAUAAUCACAUGAAUUUUCUUAAUUAUUAACCAUUUUUAAAACAAACUUAGAUUCUGUAGAUCCUUAAUUAGAAAGACUUCAUUUAUAAUAACAUAAUCAAUAAUAAUAAUCUAAUUAAUAAUAAGUAAAUAAACCCAAAAAGAUUUAAACUUAAUAUAGACCUCCUAAAAAGAACACCAAAUAAUAAAUAAGAAUUCCAGAUUCUGAUGAUAGUAGUAGUAUGGAAUUAGAAUAUUGA
This is a messenger RNA of Paramecium pentaurelia, 3363 nucleotides long. Lineage: Eukaryota; Ciliophora; Oligohymenophorea; Peniculida; Parameciidae. The record is from the annotation of a GenBank genome assembly.